This is a messenger RNA of Rhincodon typus (whale shark), 855 nucleotides long. RefSeq names its product microfibril associated protein 4. The coding region runs from base 72 to 854 and encodes 260 amino acids. Gene Ontology annotation, biological process: elastic fiber assembly. NCBI's taxonomy places the organism in Eukaryota, Metazoa, Chordata, Chondrichthyes, Orectolobiformes, Rhincodontidae. The record is from RefSeq and is a predicted model, not a curated record. The transcript is spliced from 5 exons.
UUUUCAGACUAAUCGAGUUUAAACCGUGUCCUCCUGUGUUCCAGUUCUCUAUCAGUCUCUGGCUGACAGUUAUGUGCUUCCAGCAAAUAUUGGCGACCCCCCAUCCUGACUGGAACCAGUAUUUGUCAAAGCUUCAUCCUCGACCGUUGAUGUUUCGGUUCAAGCUCCCACGGAUGGGCCCAAGAAUGGACUGUGCAGAUAUUUAUCGAGAAGGAUUUCACACAAGUGGAGUUUACCAGAUCUACCCUUCUGGGCCUUUCAUUCCACUGAAUGUUUACUGUGACAUGGCGACUGAUGGUGGAGGGUGGACUGUAUUACAGAGAAGGAACAAUGGCUCUGUUGACUUCUACAGAGGAUGGGACGAUUAUAAACGGGGCUUUGGGACUGCUGACGGUGAAUAUUGGCUGGGGCUGGAGAACAUACACUCAUUGACUGCCAGGAGGCAGUAUGAGCUGAGGAUCGACUUGGAAGACUUUGAGAAUAAAACCGUGUACGCAAAGUACAGGCUGUUUGCUCUGUCACCCAAUGCCAUUAAUGCAGAGGAAAAUGGAUACAGGCUCCAGGUGAUGCACUUCAUUGAUGGAGGAGCAGGUGACUCUCUUGCCUAUCAUAAUGGACUCAAGUUCAGUACAUUCGACAGAAAUCACCAGGCUCCCCUGAACUGUGCAGAGAAAUGCUCUGGGGCUUUUUGGUACAAGUCAUGCCAUACAGCAAACAUCAAUGGUCUUUACUUAAAAGGAGCACAUUCCUCCUAUGCCAAUGGAAUCCACUGGGCCACAUGGACUGGAUAUUACUAUUCCCUCAAAGCUACAGCAAUGAAAAUGCGACCAAUCUCUUUGCCAUUUCCUGUUUAGA